GUAAAGACUGUAAAUGUCAAUUCAGAAGGAUUCAAACGCAACUUUUCUGGAGCUCAACCUCCUAUUAUGGUGGAAGAAGAAAAGGACAACUUAUGCUGAUAACAGUGAAAUUGAACGUCGAAUCUUCCAUCUCUGUCAAGGUUUUCAUGUUCCGCUUUUUGAGAAGGAUUUGCAAGUUGAGAAAACUAUCCAGAAUCUUUAUCGGAAUUUCAAAAUCUUUCUGCAAGCAAAGGCAACUCAUGAUAAAGGUAAAAGACAUCCUAGUGCAAUAGAAGAAGGCCUUCCUCCGCAAGUGACAUCUUCACAUAAUAAAUUAUUGGAGCAAUUGGCUAAUAUUGACCAGUUACUGGCUGAUCGUUCUUCUCGUUAUCUUCUAAGUGAAUCAAUGACUGAAUAUGACUGUGAGAUUAUGCCACGUUUGCAUCACAUUCGUAUCAUUGGAGAACGCCUUCUGAAUUUUUACAUUCCACGUCAAUUCACACAUUUAUGGGCAUAUAUAUUAACUGCAUAUCGAACAGCUGCUUUUAUUGAAUCCUGUCCGGCUGAUCAAGAUAUUUUGCAUCAUUAUAAGGAACAAUUAAAUUUGGCAAUUGAUAUGCGAGUGACACUUGAAGCACCAACAAAGACAUUAACCAUUCCUGAAGAUGUUCUUCAAGAUAUACGCCGGCUCAAUAAUGGAAUUCAAACAGGAGAAGGAAGUAGACAAAAUAAUUAGACGAUAAAUAAAAGGCAAUAAGAGUAAAUGAAGACUUAAGAAGGAAAUUACUACAAAUAAAAAUAAUUUUUUGGAAAAAAGGAUUGGGCGAAAAAUUUUAAGGUUUUGAGGGAAAGAAAA
Messenger RNA from Meloidogyne enterolobii, 835 nucleotides. NCBI's taxonomy places the organism in Eukaryota, Metazoa, Nematoda, Chromadorea, Rhabditida, Meloidogynidae. The record is from the annotation of a GenBank genome assembly.